Emiliania huxleyi CCMP1516 is the source of this 1354-nucleotide messenger RNA. RefSeq lists its product as hypothetical. NCBI's taxonomy places the organism in Eukaryota, Haptophyta, Isochrysidales, Noelaerhabdaceae. The transcript has a single exon. The record is from RefSeq and is a predicted model, not a curated record. The coding region runs from base 1 to 1314 and encodes 437 amino acids.
AUGCUCAUUCGGCUCGCCCUGCUCGCCUCCGCGCUCACGCCGCCUCUGCCGCCCGGCGCGGGCAGCGAGGCGGAGGCAGCGGCGCGGCGCGAGGAUCAGGAAUUCGAGGCUGUGCAGCCGCCGAUGCCCGAGCACCUUCUGGCACUGUGGCGCGCGGGCUCCGGCGCUUACGCGUGCUUCCAGCGUGAAUUCCACAGCGCGGGCGCUGGGGCACUCACGCCGAGCGCUAGGGCCGCGCUCAAAGAGGCAGCUGCGCACCUCGAGCAGCUCGCCGGCUUCACGCUGGGCGAGCGGCGCGAGUUCAUCCUUUAUGGCCGGCUGCAGGAUGUGUUUGUGCCGCUCGCGCGAGAGCUGGAGCACUGUGCCGACGCAGCCUCGUGGAGCCUGCAGCGCGCUCUGCACCCGCUCGGCACAAACUCUUAUGCCGUGGACGAGGCCUCCAAGACGUCGCUCUGGAACGCGGGCGUCAGCGCCGCCAUCGGCUUUUACCGGCGCGCGGGCGAUCAGCACCGCGCGCAGGCGACGCUGGAGCUCGCUCGGAAGCACCCUCACGCCGCAACCCACUACGAGCGGCUCGACCAGACCCCGCUCGUCUUCUUCCCCGGCCUCGAAGCGCGGCCGUGGUGGGAGCCACGCUCAUUCUCGCUCGUCCGGAAGCUCGAGUCCGCGUUCGCCGAUCCGGGUUCGCGCGCGGCCCUGUUGGCUGAGCUCGACGCAGUCAUCGCGCGCGGUGGCCUCGCGCCCAUACUAUCGCCCGCAGCUCCGCUCGGGGAGGCGGGCGCCGGGCGCGGUGAGGCGGCGGGAAAUGAGAGCGGAGGGACAUGCGGCGCGGCCGACGGCGCAGCGGGCGGCACCACGCCCGCGUGGUCGGAGCUGCCCCUCUUUGACGGCAGGGUGUGGGACGAGGGGGCGUGCGCGGCGCUGCCUACGCUUCGCGGCCUGCUGCGAGGCCGAGGCAGCGAGCCCGUCGACGAGUGCAUAUGCACGGCGCCGGUCGACGCGGCGUCGCCAAACCUUUGCGGGACGAAUAUCGUCGUGACCCUGCUGCGGCUGGCGCCGGGCGCCGCCGUCUUGCCUCACUGUGGCAUAACCAACCGCAGACUCACAAUGCAGUUCGCGUUGCGCGGCGCCGAGGGCGUCGAGUUCACCGUGGGGGGGGAGCCGCGCGGGUACGGCGGCGAUGGCAAAGCCAUCGUCUUUGACGACAGCUUUGAGCACAUGGUCUCCCACCGGGGGAGUCAGGAUAGGUAUGUGCUGUACGCGGUGCUUAAGCACCCUGGCCUGACUUCUUCGGUCGAGACGCUGAAAAGCUGAGUGACUGCGUAUGUGUGUUAAACGACAAAUUUUAGCUGCA